Molecule: messenger RNA, 180 nt
Organism: Ostertagia ostertagi
Lineage: Eukaryota; Metazoa; Nematoda; Chromadorea; Rhabditida; Trichostrongylidae
Source: the annotation of a GenBank genome assembly
AUGAGCGAUGCUGGUUCGGUGUUGUGGGCCAUCGCGAUGGCCGUACUGUCAAUUGUGACAGUGGUCGGUAAUUUAGCCGUACUACUCUCAUACUACCUCGACAAGAACAUUCGUCAUCCGUCCAACUAUUUCAUAUUCUCACUAGCAGUAUCAGAUCUGUCCUUAAACGAGAUUCCGUAA